AUGUCGGCUCCGGAGCAGCAACAGGCGCAGCCCUCGGGGCCUCCCGCCGCCGCGUCCUCCGAGGCUCCGGAGCCGGAUGCUGCCAACAAGUACGAGGCUGUUGUUCCCCACUGGUUCUACUGCAAGGUCACGGACUCCCGGGAGCGCUGGAUCCCGUUCAGCACCCAGGAUUCGGAGAGGCUGGAGGAGGCUCACGUCUCAGGAAAAGACAAGGCCGACGUGGUCGUGGCAACCUCGGGGGGCAGGUACGACGUGCACCUGCAGAAGAGGCAGCGCGUGGCCGUGUACUGGGAGGAGGAGGUAUCCGAAGUGCGCCGCUGCACCUGGUUUUACAAGGGAGACAAGGACAACAAGUACAUUCCCUACUCGGAGACCUUCAGCGAGCAGUUGGAGCUCAUGGUGCACUACCAUCCGGUUGCUACCUCCGACGACUGGGGUUCAGCCCCUAUGGAACAAGGUCGACCUCGAACUGUGAAGAGAGGAGUAGAAAACAUCGCGGCCGAGAUCCCCAAUGGAGAGCCUCUGCAGAUCGAUCACCUGGUUUUCGUCGUUCACGGCAUCGGUCCAGCGUGUGACAUUCGCUUCCGGAGCAUCGUGCAGUGCGUGAACGACUUCAGGAACGUUUCCUUGAACAUGCUGCAAGCGCAUUUCAAGAAGGCGCAGGAGCAACAACAGAUCGGCCGGGUCGAGUUCCUGCCCGUGAACUGGCACAGCUCGCUGCACUCCACCGGCGUGGACGUUGACCUGGAGCGAAUCACUUUGCCCAGCAUCAACCGCCUGCGGCACUUCAUAAACGACACCAUCCUGGAUGUCUUCUUCUACAACAGCUCCACCUAUUGCCAGACCAUCGUGGACACGGUGGCCUCCGAAAUGAACCGCCUCUACCAGCUCUUCCUGCGCAGAAACCCCGGCUUCAAAGGAGGCGUUUCCAUUGCAGGUCACAGUUUAGGGUCCCUCAUCUUGUUUGACCUCCUGACUAACCAGAAAGUUGCCCCUGAGGAUGAUGAGCGCGGCACCGAGGGUUCCAGGACCACCUCAAGCACCAGAGGGGCUGAGCAAGUUAAGGAAAUUCUGAAGACGUUAGAGCUGUCUGAGUACAGCGAUGUUUUUGAGAAGGAGAAAAUGGACCGGCAGGCGCUGUUCUUGUGUACGGAGAAAAAUCUCAAAGAAAUGGGAAUUCCUUUGGGACCAAGGAUGAAGAUCCUUCAUUACAUCAGCUCCAAAAGGGAGACGCAGGAUGCUGCUGGGCACGGUGUGGAGAGCAGAGCGGAGCCCGGAUCCAGCGCAAGCGACGGAAGGAACUGCCAGUACCGGGAUGUUGCCUUAGGGCAGGUCUCGGCAAACUAUCCUCAGCUGCUCUACAAGCCGACCAUCUUCUUUGCCUUCGGGUCCCCCAUCGGGAUGUUUCUCACCGUGCGGGGAGUGAAGCGGAUCAACCCCAACUACAGCCUGCCCACCUGCAAAGGCUUCUUCAACAUCUUCCACCCCUUUGACCCCGUGGCCUACAGGAUUGAGCCCAUGAUUGUCCCAGAUGUGGAGUUUGAGCCCAUGUUGCUUCCGCACCACAAGGGCAGGAAGCGAAUGCACCUAGAGCUGAAGGAAGGGCUGACCCGCAUGAGCGUGGACCUCAAGAACAACCUGCUGGGCUCCCUGCGCGUGGCGUGGCAGUCCUUCACCCGCGCGCCGCUGCCGGCCGGCUCCGCAGCAGAAACAGCAGCAGCAGUUGUGGUUGAACCCCGACUUUUCCUCUGCUUUGUUCCUGUAGAAACGAAGCCAGAAGAGACGCCCGAGGCGGCGAAGGAAGAGGCCUCCCCCAUCAACGUGGGCAUGCUGAACGGCGGCCACCGCAUCGACUACGUGCUGCAGGAGAAGCCCAUAGAGAGCUUUAACGAGUAUCUAUUUGCACUACAAGGCCACCUCUGCUACUGGGAGUCAGAAGACACCGUUUUGUUGGUUCUUAAAGAGAUCUACCAGACGCAGGGCAUCACGCUGGACCAGCCUUUGCCAGGAAGCCAAUGACCCAGCUGUGCUCUCCUGGCAAUUUGAU
Tinamus guttatus (white-throated tinamou) is the source of this 2047-nucleotide messenger RNA. The record is from RefSeq and is a predicted model, not a curated record. Lineage: Eukaryota; Metazoa; Chordata; Aves; Tinamiformes; Tinamidae.